CCUCCCAAAGUGCUGGGAUUACAGGUGUGAGCUACCACGACUGGCUUAAUCCCUAAAUGUCUAUACCAUUCAAGACUCUAGGCUGAAAUGUAGUUUGAGCUUCUCCAGAGGCCUUUCCGUAACUUAGAUGUUCUUUGUGUCAAUUUGUAGUUUGCUGUCUGUACUUACUGUUGUAUACAUACUUUGUUUAUAAUCUCUCUUUUACAUACAUAUGUUAAUUGUAAGAGUUUCAUAUACACCUGUUGAAGUUGGUAGCCAGUAGAGCUAUAUCUUUUUUGCAGGUGAAGAACUUAAGGUUCUGAGAGAGGAAACAGGAUCCAUUAGCAGUCCUCUUCCAUUUUCUCCCAAACUCCCCCAAUCCUGGUACAAGUUCAGGGACCUAACUGUGGAAGAACUAAAGAAUGUAAAUAUGUUUUUCCCGCAUUUCAAAUAUUCCAUGGACACCUAUGUUUUUAAAGAUAGUUCCCAGAAAGACCUGCUGAAUUUUACCGGCACUAUUCCUGUGAUGUAUCAGGGUAAUACAUAUAACAUACCAAUUCGUUUCUGGAUUUUGGAUUCUCAUCCUUUUGCUCCCCCUAUUUGCUUCUUGAAGCCAACUGCGAAUAUGGGAAUCUCAGUCGGAAAACACGUGGAUGCUCAAGGCAGAAUAUAUUUGCCCUAUCUCCAAAACUGGAGCCAUCCUAAAUCUGUCAUUGUUGGAUUAAUUAAAGAAAUGAUUGCCAAGUUUCAAGAGGAACUUCCCCUGUAUUCUCUGUCAUCAUCUGAUGAGGCACGGCAGGUAGACUUGCUAGCCUAUAUUGCAAAAGUCACUGAAGGUGUUUCAGAUAUAAAUUUAAAGAGCUGGGCAAAUCAUGAGAAUAAAACAGCCAAUAAAAUUACAGUGGUUGGAGGUGGAGAAUUGGGUAUUGCCUGCACAUUAGCAAUUUCAGCAAAGGGCAUUGCAGAUAGGCUGGUCCUCUUAGACCUCUCAGAAGGGACUAAAGGAGGCAUGAUGGACCUUGAAAUCUUCAACCUUCCUAAUGUGGAGAUCAAUAAAGAUUUGUCUGCCUCGGCUCAUUCCAAGGUGGUGAUCUUCACAGUCAACUCUUUGGGUAGUUCUCAGUCCUACCUUGAUGUGGUACAGAGCAAUGUGGAUAUGUUCAGAGCCCUUGUCCCAGCUCUGGGACAUUAUAGUCCACACAGUGUCCUGCUCGUUGCAUCUCAGCCAGUGGAAAUCAUGACUUAUGUGACAUGGAAACUGAGUGCAUUUCCUGCAAAUCGAGUGAUUGGAAUUGGAUGUAAUCUGGAUUCACAGAGAUUACAGUAUAUUAUUACAAAUGUUUUGAAGGCACAGACUUCGGGCAGAGAAGUAUGGGUUAUUGGCGAGCAAGGAGAAGACAAAGUGCUUACCUGGAGUAGCCAAGAAGAAGUCAUGAGUCAUACCUACCAAGUGCAGCUGUCCAACAGAGCUAUGGAACUGCUAAGAGUAAAAGGUCAAAGAUCCUGGUCUGUUGGACUAUCAGUAGCUGACAUGGUUGACAGUAUUGUAAACAAUAAGAAGAAAGUGCAUUCUGUAUCAACUUUAGCAAAGGGAUAUUAUGAUAUAAAUAGUGAAGUGUUUUUAAGUUUGCCUUGCAUCCUGGGAACGAGUGGAGUAUCUGAAAUCAAAACUACAUUGAAAGAAGAUACAGUUACUGAGAAACUCCAAAGCAGUGCAUCCUCAAUCCAUGGUCUCCAACAACAGUUAAAACUUUGAUUCUCAAAUGCAAUUUGAGAGGCUGGACUUCCACCUGAAAGGAAAAGUCAUUUAAUUUUACCUAUAUAUUUAUAGGUUUGAGAAUUUCUGUAUCCUGCUACUUAUCCUUACAAACAGCUUGGUUAAAGUAGAGGGUUUCUUGUUUAGCUUUGUGAUUUAAAUCUUUAAGGAGUUAGAUAAGGAAGGGAAAAAUUAAUUUUAUUUGGCAUUCUUGAGAUGUCUAUUCUGUUCUUUAAAUCUAUAGCAGGGGUAAACAUUCAUCUCCAGUGUGCAUCAUUUUAGUUCAUAUAUCCCAAACUGAAAGCACAAUUCACACUUUGGGACUAUUUUAUAAGUAAUACAUCUUUAAAAGUAAGUCGCCCUUUGACUUUUAUGAUUAAAAAAAACUUUAUUAUAUAAAGUUCAAGGCCCAGUA
Molecule: messenger RNA, 2150 nt
Organism: Sapajus apella (tufted capuchin)
Lineage: Eukaryota; Metazoa; Chordata; Mammalia; Primates; Cebidae
Gene: UEVLD
Product: UEV and lactate/malate dehyrogenase domains
Exons: 12
Coding region: 410-1735 (441 amino acids)
Biological process (GO): protein transport; carboxylic acid metabolic process; protein modification process
Cellular component (GO): ESCRT I complex
Molecular function (GO): ubiquitin binding; oxidoreductase activity, acting on the CH-OH group of donors, NAD or NADP as acceptor
Source: RefSeq, a predicted model, not a curated record